AGUAAAGGAAGAUGAUCCUAGAGCUGAGGGUCUUUGGCGCUGUGAGAUUGCAAUUUUCAUACGAAGAAAGAGAGAACGACAUAGUCUCGAGGCCAUGCGGGUUUACAUACAGAAGCGGUAGAAGACGCAGCGGGACGUCUAUCGUGCCUACAAUCUCAGCUGAUUUGAAUAAUUGUCAACCUCAUCGGCUACAUAGACCUGAUAUCUACCCAUACACGACGCAAUAAGACUUUUACUCGGUCUUCACGGUGGGAAGGCGAUGCUAAUUAUCCGACUAUGUAAAUUAUGUUGCUGAGAGAGUUUUGCAAACAUUCAGCGACCCCCUGGACCUUCGGCCUCGGACCCUCUGCCAAAAAAAAACAUUUCAGGACAUCUUAUUCUCCUUUUCUGGUUUCUUCCCAAUGUGAAUGUAUAACGACGAUUGUACGAUGUGUGGCUCAGCGUGGUGUCAUGCAUCGUUGAGGCCCGGAGAGGAUGAGAAGGAACAAAAAGGAAUCACACUUGGAAAAGGAUGAAGCAGCGGAUCAGUUGGCCCGUUUUAUUUCUCAUGUAGCAGCGUGUGUGUUCCAGGGAUGCAGACUCCACACGAGAUGGUUUAUUACCACGGCAAUUGAGGUGAAGUCAUCCUUCUCCAAUACAGAAGACAAACUCCUCAAACGGCUCAAGAAUCUCUGGACAAACCAAAAUUAAGAUGACGUGGUUAGGAGACAUCGCGAACAACAUGCUCGCAAAAAUGAUGUUUGGUGAUACGCCUCCGAACCGGGUUCUGGAAGUGAGAGCCGAUAAGUAUGGAAGUCGUCACAUAGAAUGCCGCGAAGAUGGGCUAGUUCUGUACAGCCCAGAAGGGGACGACAAGACCGACAAUUACGAAAUAAUCCUACACCGUCCCUGCAAUGAAUCAUGGCAUCAAGCUUACAGCCUCUUCCGGGCUAACAAUCUCGAAGUUGUUCAAGCAAGAUUUACAGUGUACCAAGAUAAAAUACCACCGCUGCUCGAGAUUUGCCAGGAGUUGUGCACAGUACAGAGGAUCCAAAGAAUUUGCGAUACCUUGUCCAAUCAUUCAGAUUGGACAUUAGCCCAUUUAGCCGCUUAUCUCGUCCUUUACGACGCCUUCCAGCACGCCAUUGUGAAUAAAGAGCUGAAUAGCCCCGCCGCAUCAACAGGAAUUUCUCCCCUGCAAGUUGCGAUUGAGACCAAUAAUCUUCAGAUGGUCCAGCAACUCAUCAAUGCCCGUGCAUCCAGAGAACACUUGGACUGGAAUGCCAACACGGUCUAUCAUUACGCAGCUGCCUCAACUAAGGAGAUAAUCUUUGCCCUUGGCCCGGAUUUUCCAAAUAUUUUAAACAGCAGAAACAGUGCAGGACAAACUCCACUCCAUGUGGCAUGCCAGAAUAACAAACCGGACUGCGUCAAAGCCCUCUUGAUAAUCGGAGCUAAUGUCAAUAUGUCAGCAUCGGAGAGCACCCAAAACUGUCCCAGUUACGUUGGAAAUUACCUGAACACCAAGCCCAAUUCUUUAAUUGCCGAGGACAUGAAAUUUGGAGGAACACCAUUGCACUGGUCAUCAAGUAGAGAAGUUCUGAAUGCAUUGAUCGAAAUGCAUUGCGAUAUCGAUGCUGUUAAUUUCGAUGGAAAAACUGCUCUCCACAUUAUGGUAAUGCGAAAAAGACUAGAGUGUGUUGUUGCUCUGCUGAGUCACAUGGCAUCCGUGAACAUGGUGGACAAUGAGGGAAAUACUCCUCUGCAUAUAGCAGUGGGGAAAGGUGGAACAUUGUCCAUCGUUCAAACAUUGCUAGGCUUUGGGGGUGAUCUGAAUGCCAAGAACUUCAAGGGUGAAACUCCCCGGCAUCUUGUGGACCUGAAGAGCAGUGAAGGAGAGAAAAUUCUCUAUGCACUGCACGCUGUUGGAGCUGAAAGGUGUGAAGCAUCUAUGAACGAUUGCCAUCUCGGUUGUAAAUUUAACGAGAACUACAAUGGAGUUGCACCUCCAGAGCCUCCAACCUCAGUUCCAAGGACAAUAUUGGAUCAGAUGCUGUACGUGGCCAGUAUGGAGCAGAUGGGGUCCAAAGCGCCAAAGAAUUUGCGAGGUGGUAGAUUGCUAUGUCUCGACGGCGGUGGCAUCAGAGGAUUAGUUCUCGUUCAAGUACUCAUAGAGAUUGAGGAAAUUCUGGGGAAAUCAAUUGCCGCUUGUUUCGAUUGGAUAGCUGGAACAUCGACUGGAGGAAUUUUAGCUCUGGGUAUUGCCGCUGGUAAGAGCCUCCGGGAAUGUCAAGCUCUUUACUUUCGUAUCAAGCAGGAUGCAUUCGUUGGAUCUCGACCCUACAACAGUGACAGCCUUGAAAAAGUUCUCAAGGACAGUUUAGGUGCUAACACGACGAUGGCCGACAUCAAGCAUCCCAAGCUGAUGAUAACAGGGGUUCUUGCUGAUCGAAAACCAGUGGAGCUUCACCUUUUCAGGAAUUAUGAAUCUCCGAGCUCGCUCCUGAAGGUUCCCCAGGGUUCAAAAUUUAAGGAUACAUUGCCUCCUCACGAACAAUUACUCUGGAAGGCAGCAAGAGCUACGGGAGCAGCUCCCUCGUACUUCAGGGCCUUUGGAAGAUUUCUGGAUGGUGGAUUAAUUGCUAAUAAUCCUACUCUCGAUGCUAUGACCGAAAUACAUGAGUAUAAUCUGGCUUUGAAUGCUGUUCACCGUGAAGGCGAGAUGACUCCUCUAUCUUUGGUUGUUUCAAUUGGUACUGGUGCUGUGCCUGUUUCUCCGUUGAAGGACAUCGAUGUCUUUCGUCCAGAGGGUCUUUGGGAUACAGUUAGAGUUGGCAUGGGAAUAUCUGCUCUUGGAACGCUGUUGGUAGAUCAAGCCACUUGCAGUGAUGGUAGAGUUGUAGAUCGUGCCCGGACCUGGGCCUCCAUGACUGGCAUUCCAUAUUUUAGAUUCAAUCCCCAGUUGUCCAGUGAAGUCUGCAUGGAUGAAAAGAACGACGAGGUGCUUGCUGACAUGAUCUGGACCUCCAAGGCGUUCAUGCAUGCUAAUAGAGAUCAAAUCAAGGAACUCGCAGCUCUCAUUAAUAGAGAUCCGUAAGUUUUAGGGCUGUUGGAGUACAGCAUCGCGAUAUUCAUAAUUAUGUAGGCGCGAGCAGUGGAAAGUGAUCUGUUUACCAUAGAUAAUUAAUUUACACAAGCUACCUCCACACAGAUCUGAUAUUACAUUGAUCCUUCACUCCAAUCUUUGACCCAAAAAUUGACAAUUUUUUUGGGAUGUGCAUCGUGCAUUGCUCUCGAAAUUAAUCUGUAUAUAAAUGUAAAUGUGUAAUGUGAAUUCGAUGAGCGAUUCCAGUUCGUCAUACCGUAGUACUGUUGUUAUCACUUUUAAAUUAUUAAGGAUGCUGAGCUUCCUUCGAAAUGCACUGGAUUGUGUUUAACCUUUAUUGCUUGAUCAUGAAUGAAAUUGAAUAUUUUCAGCCAGACAAGGGUGAAAUAUUCAGUUUUAUACAACUUUUCAAUCUCUAGAAUGGUAAUGUUGAGGUUUUGUUGAAAGAGGCGAAGUGAAAAUGAAUCGACUGUCAUAGUCAUAAGAGAAUCCUCGUCCUCAAUUAAUAAUGUCAUUUAAUAGUGUCGAUAUUCAGUGCACAUCAAGAACGUAUGGGAUAUCAUUUUUUAAAUCAGUUGGAAAAUUUAAAUGUAGGGCUAUUUCCGUGAUCAUUUUAACGCAAUGGAUGUAACAAUGUCGGUUUUUUUCUUGCGAAGACACUCAAGAAUGUUAUUUUCUUGCCAACUCUAAAAUAAUUAUAUUUUUGAGUAGAACCACUCUCUCGAAAAAUUCAAAUACCACUUGGUUUUGUAUAAUUUUGUAACCAUAAGGAUGAAAUGUAACAUCGAAAGGUGCGGCUGAAUGAAAAGAAAUAAAUGUGAUGUAAACAAUCUAUAAUCAAAAA
This is a messenger RNA of Diachasmimorpha longicaudata, 3929 nucleotides long. It is a transcript of the gene iPLA2-VIA, whose product is annotated as 85/88 kDa calcium-independent phospholipase A2. Lineage: Eukaryota; Metazoa; Arthropoda; Insecta; Hymenoptera; Braconidae. Gene Ontology annotation, biological process: lipid metabolic process; positive regulation of ceramide biosynthetic process. Gene Ontology annotation, cellular component: mitochondrion. Gene Ontology annotation, molecular function: protein binding. Bases 692 to 3076 code for a protein of 794 amino acids. The record is from RefSeq and is a predicted model, not a curated record. The transcript has 5 exons.